AUGGCGGAGGCUACGGAGGGGAACCCGGAGGACGGGGAUUUCCACCUCCUCAUGGAGUACGCGCACGGCUUCAUGGUCUCGCAGGUCCUCUUCACGGCCUCCGACCUCGGCUUGUUCGAGGCCCUGGCACCGGGUCCCCUGGAUGCCACCGCGGUCGCCCGGGCCCUGGGUUCGAGUCCUCGGGGGACGCGGCUGCUGCUGGACGCCUGCGCCGGCCUGGGGCUCGUGCGGGCGGAGGACGGCGGGGGAGGAGGCCCCGCCUUCGCCCUCACGCGUCUCUCGCGCCUGUUCCUGCUGGCGGGCAGCCCCCUGUCUCAGCGCUCGAUGCUGCGCUACCUGGCGGGGACGACGGCUCGGUGCUGGGGCGAGCUGGGCGGGGCCGUGCGGGAGGGGCGGAGCCAGUACGCACGUGCAGUGGGCGUGGCCACGCGAGAGCCGUUCGAGGCCAUUUACAGGUCCCGCGCCGAGCGCCUGCUCUUCAUGCGCGCCCUGCAGGACACGUGGGGCGUCUACGGGGCCCGGGUGCUCACGGCCUUUGACCUCUCGGAGUUCAGGGUCAUCUGUGACAUUGGCGGCGGCUCCGGUGCCCUGGCCGCGGCCUGCGCCCGCCUCUACCCCGCCAGCUCCGUGUCCGUCUUCGACACCCCCGACGUCGUUGCCACCGCCCGCGCCCACUUCCGGCGCCCACGGGGGGACCCGCCCAUCCGCUUCCUGGGAGGCGACUUCUUCCGGUCCCCGCUCCCUCGCUCCGACCUCUACAUCCUGGCCCGGGUCCUGCACGACUGGACGGACGCGGACGCCGCGCGGCUGCUGGGGAGGAUCGGGCGUGCGGGCGGACGGGGCGCCGCCCUCCUCCUGGUCGAGGCCGUGCUGACCCCCGGGGGCCGCGGGCCGGCGCGGGCGCUGCUGCUGUCGCUGACGAUGCUGCUGCAGACGCGGGGCCGCGAGCGCACGGAGGCCGAGUUCCGCGCCAUGGCCGCCGCCGCCGGCUUCGCCCACUUCCAGCGCCGCCUGACCGGGGGCGACCUCGAGGUCAUGCUGGCCAGGAAGUGA
Molecule: messenger RNA, 1053 nt
Organism: Chionomys nivalis (European snow vole)
Lineage: Eukaryota; Metazoa; Chordata; Mammalia; Rodentia; Cricetidae
Gene: Asmt
Product: acetylserotonin O-methyltransferase
Exons: 8
Coding region: 1-1053 (350 amino acids)
Molecular function (GO): O-methyltransferase activity
Source: RefSeq, a predicted model, not a curated record